AUGUCUCGUGGCAAAAUUGAGUGUUUGGCUGACAGUGGGACUACCCACACUAUUUUGCGGAAUAGGCAAUUGUUUACGGAUUUUGUGCCUUACAAAUCCUCAAUGACAACCAUGAUUGGUUCAUCGCCGGUUAUACAAGGGCGAGGUAUUGCACAAUUCUUGUUGUCAAAUGGCACAAAGAUUCAUGUCACUGAUGGCUUAUACGCGCCAAAGGUCAAUCGAACCUUGCUAAGUUUUAAGGACAUUCGCACCAACGGUUUCCAUUUGGAAACUCAUCGUGAGAAUGAUAAAGAGUUUUUGUGUAUUACCUCUAAUGAAUGUGGCCGUAAGCGCAUCUUAGAGAAACUUCUUAGUCAAAGUAGUGAUUUAUAUCUUACUACAGUUCGGAUUAUUGAAUCCUAUGCAGUUGCUCGCAACUUCUGCAAAUCUGACUCAUAUAAUCUUUGGCAUGAUCGUUUGGGACAUCUUGGACGUGAUAUGAUGAUCUGUAUUCUUAAAAAUUUACACGGUCAUCCAUUUUCAGAGCACAGAAGCGAGAGUACAUCAAAAUCUUUUGAUGAUUAUUGCAUGUCUAUUGGGAUUGAUGUUGAACAUCCCGUUCCCCAUGUUCAUUCACAGAACGGUCUUGCAGAAGCAACAAUCAAGCGGUUACAGCUUGUGGCUCGGGCUUUGGUGAUGCGCACCAAUCUACCCGUAUCUACCACUGCCAACCAACCAUUUAGUGCGUACCAGUUGGUCACUGGAUAUGAGCCUGACAUUUCACAUUUACGCAUAUUUGGUUGCGCGGUCUAUGUGCCUAUUACGCCUCCACUGCGUACUAAAAUGGGUCCUCAGAGACGAUUGGGUAUAUAUGUUGGCUUUGAAGCACCAACGAUUGUCCGCUAUUUAGAACCUUUGAUAGGAGAUCUCUUUACUGCAAGAUUUGUAGAUUGUCACUUUGAUGAGACAUACUUCCCGUCGUUAGGGAGAGAAAGAAACGGUAAUGUUCCUGUUGAAUGA
This is a messenger RNA of Fragaria vesca subsp. vesca, 999 nucleotides long. RefSeq lists its product as uncharacterized. The record is from RefSeq and is a predicted model, not a curated record. The coding region runs from base 1 to 999 and encodes 332 amino acids. The transcript is spliced from 3 exons. NCBI's taxonomy places the organism in Eukaryota, Viridiplantae, Streptophyta, Magnoliopsida, Rosales, Rosaceae.